AUGGCGGCCAAGAAAGUCAGCCCUCCAGGCAAAAUGAGCCAACCACAGCCUCCAGAGAGCUCUGAUUCCUUUGACUUUCUGAAGGACAAAGAGGAGUGUGUCAGGGCACUAGCCUCCGUUAUACCUGGAAUCCCUGACACCGUGCUGGAAAGCAGCCCUCUCUCACCACCCCAGAUCUCCUGGGUGGGCAGUGGCUUUUGUGUUGGUAGGGAUCCUGUUCAGGUUCAGAGGGAAAGAGGGCCUCAACCCACUGGCAGUGGAGCAUCUCUGAAGCGCUGGCACCAAGAUUAUUUGCAGGGAUCUUUAUUCGCACAUCGUUCACAGUAUUUGGGGGAACGCUUGACUCUUCCACAUGCAAACAAUUUUAAAUCCAAAUGUGAGGAUCUCUGCACACGUAACAGAGCUGAAAUUGCCCGGUACAGUCCGGCGAAGGUUCACCUUUUUGGAGUUUUGCUGGCCAUUUUAGGAAACUUGGUAAUCAGCAUUUCCCUAAAUAUUCAGAAAUAUUCUCAUCUUCAGCUGGCACAACAAGAACACCCAAGGCCAUACUUCAAGAGCGUGCUUUGGUGGGUCGGAAUCUUCCUGAUGGCUGUCGGGGAGACAGGGAACUUUGCCGCCUACGGACUCGCUCCCAUUACUCUGAUCGCACCAUUAGGCUGUAUGUCUGUUGCAGGUAGUGCCAUUAUUUCUGUUAUGUUUCUGAAAGAAAAUUUGAGAGCCUCAGAUUUACUGGGUAUGACAUUCGCAUUUGCAGGAACAUAUUUAUUGGUGAAUUUUGCUCCAAAUAUAACUCAGGCUGUCUCAGCAAGAACAAUACAGUAUUACUUUGUUGGCUGGCAGUUCCUGGUCUAUGUGAUUUUAGAAAUAUUAAUUUUCUGCAUUCUCCUAUAUUUCCUUAAAAGAAAAGGAAUGACGCAUAUGGUGAUUCUGCUUACUCUGGUGGCACUUUUAGCCUCAUUGACUGUUAUUUCAGUGAAAGCCGUCUCAGGCAUGAUCACUUUUUCUGUGACGAAUAAAACGCAACUAACUUAUCCCAUCUUCUAUAUCAUGUGUAUCAUCAUGAUAGCAUCUUGUGUUUUCCAAGUCAAGUUCCUGAAUCAAGCCACGAAGCUCUACAACACGACAGCAGUGGUGCCCGUUAACCAUGUUUUCUUUACAACCAGCGCCAUCACCGCAGGUAUCAUAUUUUACCAGGAAUUCCGUGGUGCCGCUUUUCUCACUGUAUUUAUAUAUCUUUUUGGGUGCUUUCUGUCAUUUCUUGGUGUGUUUUUGGUCACAAGAAAUCAAGAAAAGGAACAUCUGCAACAGUCCUAUAUUGAUUUUGGAGAUAUUCCUGGGAAACAAACGUCGGACAAAAUACAACCAGAUUCAAAUGGCUUAUCCUAUGGAACCUUGCCUGAUGGAAGUGACUCAACAAAGAGCCAAAGUGGAGAGAAGAAAGAGGUCUAAAGUGCCCAGAGGGAUGGCUGUGGGCCUGUUACUCGAUACCACCUUUUUAAAAGAUUGCACAUGUUCAAUUUGUGUCAGCAGCUAUUUCAUGCUGACAUGUGCUCACAUUAGUUUCAGCCCUUCCCCACUGUGGACAAUCAGAGCCUUCCUACGCUUUGACAGUCUAAUGUUCUCAUGGAAUGUAACUCGAAGUGUUCCCCACACCCUGGAACUCUCCCUAGUGAUCAUCUAACCAGCUAGAUCUUAAUUGGGGCCUGAAUGCUCAAGCAGGAAUGUCACACAAAAAUGUGCCUUCGAAAUCCGGUCAUAGGAGGCAAAGGUUGCUUCUCCCACGUGGCUUGUAGGCUAUUGCUUGGCUUCAGAAGACCCCUUAGCCCGGCAACCUCAGUCCUGAAAGAAAGUUCUAGGGUACCUUUUAUGAGCCUCCCAUACAGAGCUCCCCUUUUCAUUCCUGAAUUAGAAAGGCAACUCGUCUUUUCUGAAAACUAACCCUUAAAAUCCUCCUUUGAAAAGAAAGGGCCUCUGUAAAAUGAGAAUUUAUAAGUGUCAUUCUGCAGUGGUACCAUAGCAGAAUUCAAAGACUGGUAUGACGGACUAUUUUAAGCCUAAAAAAAAUUUUAAAAAUAGGACUGUGCUCAUUUCCAUAACACAUAUUCUAAAAUUGGAACAGUACAGAGCAUGGCCCCUGGGCAAGGAUGACAAGUGAAUCUGUGAAAUGUUAAGGGGGGAAAUUAAUUAGGACUAAUGGCUGUUUAUUUUUAAUAAAAAUGUAGAAUGAUGGCAUUUUCUUCAGCCA
This is a messenger RNA of Ictidomys tridecemlineatus (thirteen-lined ground squirrel), 2245 nucleotides long. The record is from RefSeq and is a predicted model, not a curated record. Lineage: Eukaryota; Metazoa; Chordata; Mammalia; Rodentia; Sciuridae.